This is a messenger RNA of Protopolystoma xenopodis, 399 nucleotides long. NCBI's taxonomy places the organism in Eukaryota, Metazoa, Platyhelminthes, Monogenea, Polystomatidea, Polystomatidae. The record is from the annotation of a GenBank genome assembly.
AUGUAUUCAGCUAAACCGCCACAUCAUCCGGCCUACGGUCUCCUUCCGGAUUCGCGCUCUUCCAAAAUGGCCGGAACACAGAGUAAGGGUGCUCAAGAUGUAGGUGAAGAAGAGUGGCAUGUUGGAGCCAUUUCACGAAAUAUAGAGGCCGGCCACGAAAGAAACCCUUUAAUGUCGGCCGAAUCCACAACUGGCCUUGGCUAUCUUGACAAUAAAGGGAAGAUGGGAUUUGAGCGAACCGAAUCUGGUCUUCACGAUCCAUAUGAGCUGGAAGACUCGACAGGCAUUCGACGUACACUGGAGAGCUUCAACAACGAUAGUAGUAAGCUGUUUGUAAAAAAACAUACCUUCAAAGCUCCUUCCUCUUUUAUAUUCCAAGAGAGAGAUUAUGGAUCUUGA